Molecule: messenger RNA, 792 nt
Organism: Megalopta genalis
Lineage: Eukaryota; Metazoa; Arthropoda; Insecta; Hymenoptera; Halictidae
Source: RefSeq, a predicted model, not a curated record
AACGAAUUCGGCGAGGCAAGCAUCACGAAAUUUUUGACGACCACUUUGGCACCGAUGUCUUCAAGAGGUCAUACUUAUCCAGUUACCUGUCCGAUUACAAUGUUCCUAUUGGAAGUAGCAUCGCCGCCCAAAUCAGAGCGAAAGGCGCGUCCGCGCCGGAAGUGAGAUGGUUCCGCGGCGAAAGAAGAGAACCGUUUUCUUUUUCGAAAGCGAAAGCGUUCACAGACUUCGGUAUUCACACUUCCUUCGUGCCGGAGAUUUCCGAAUCGGAGAGGGGCUCGAUCAUAUCGAAAUAUUUUGGGCACGUGGACAGCAUGAGCACGAUGGACUUAAAAUCGGCGGGCGUCAUGGAGACCGGGAAGCCCGCCAUGUUUGUUUCGAGACCCGCUGAAAAAUCGAUCACCGUCACCACUGGAGAAGAUGUCAGCGUGUCGUUUAGAUGCGCUGGAAAUCCCAGACCACGAGUGACCUGGAUGAAAGGACUGAGAGACAUCACUAACGGCCCUAGAUCCAUCAAGGAAGUCAUCGAUGACUAUGUCAGACUGACCUUGAAAAGGGUAACACCUUCGGACGAGGGCACCUAUUGCAUACUUGUGAAGAACAGACACGGAUGCGACAGAAGCUUCUUCUCUAUCAAGGUGAAACAACGUGCCAGAUCGUUGACGCCAGAUUGGAGUACCGUCAGCAGCCGCACCGACACCGGAAGUCUUCUAGGUCUGUCGACUGAGAGCCGCGACGAUGAAGUGCCCUACGUGAAAAGUGAGUUGCUCUUUUUACCUUUUCUUUUAGAAG